CUGCUUUCAUCUGAUUCAGGGUUCGGCAUCUCUGAGGAACAUGUUGACUUUGAUUGAUUUGUGGAAAGAACUGAUUGACAAAUACUACUGGUGCAAAUGUACCCGAAGUCAAAAGCACUACUGUUGUAACUGGAGAGCCAUUGUGUAAUAUCAUUAUAUCUUUGCUUACGGAGAAAGUACACUAGUCUCUCACUGUAACCAGGACACAGUACUAAUACUGUACACGUGGCCUACACUUCCGAGAAAUAAAACUAAGGACAAAUUUGAGCAUUCUUGGAAAGCUUUACACCUGACUACCUGCACCAGUCAAUAUCCUGUUGCAUAUCAAGGUUGCAUGUCAAUGUCUUCCUGUUUGAGCUGACUGGUAUCUUGAAGGAGACUGUAUGGCUGGUGGAUACGUAAGUGUUUGCACUGGGCAAAAUGUGCAUAUGCCUGUUUAGGAGCAUUUAACAGAAUGCAUGAAGAAUAUGGAUUUAUAUACAAGUGCGGUUCCUGCAAAUGAUGAACAUCCCAGAUUAUGACUGUUCCUGGCAAAGCUGGUUGGUUUCGUGACUUCCACGGGAUCUGAUUGUGAGUGGUGCUGAUGCUGCUCUGUGUCUUUGUAACCUGACAGUGUUGAUCAGUGGUCAUGAUAUCGAUCACUGGAUUGUCUGACUGACAGACAGGAAUAUUUACAGACCACCAUCAUAUGAGUGGAAUAUUCUUAAGUGAUGCUUAACUGACCAACCAAAAACAAAUGACCAAACCCACUAAUGGAUACAAGCGUGCAUAAAUAAAUAAACUGCAUGUGUUUUGCAACAAAGAAUUAUUCUUGAGCGAAUGUAGAGUUAACACAUGCAUGUGUGUUUUUGUCAAGCGUGAAAAAAUAAGUUUUGAACAGUGUGCAUUAUGAAUCUGAAAUACUGAACAGGAGACAGACAAAGCGCAUUUACUGUUUGACUGAGAUAUAAUAUGGAAAGUACAAGUAGAAGGAUUUGUAUUUUGGAUACCUUUCAAGCCAACCAGAAUUUACUGAAGACUGAAGCAGUUCUACACAGAUGGCGUCAAACCACUUAUGGACUUCUUCGACGCUGCCAAUGGCCUGGUAUGUCCGGAGAAUCCUGGCGAGGCCAGGAUCAGCAAGAGCAGUGUCAUGGGUCUCUUCAUCCGGAGGAUGGUUCUGGCCUUCAACAAGCUGUCCUUCAGUCAGGUGACAUCAUUCCACAGGAAGAUCAAGGCUUACUACGACAUCAUGGCCGCCAGAUACGGAGAUGACCCUGACCUUGCCAAGUCUCUCACGGACUCGGUGAUGAGUCUGUCCGGUGCUGGGCCUCCUCUUACACGCAGUGGACUGGCCAAGUCCUUCGAGGCCAUGAACCUCAAUGACGGCGGUGGUUUGUCCGGGGGAUUCUAUUCACAGAAGCAGGCCGAGUAUUUCAUAGCACAGCAGGCGUUCCUGCUGCUGCACAAUGAGGGAAAGGCCCUUCCGCCAACUCGGCUCCAGGAGAAGAUCACCAGCAUGCUGAAAGCAAAACCCGACCUGGCAGAAGCUCACUUCCUGAGUUACCUGAACAGCCUGAGGGUGAAGGAGUACUGCACAGCGGUACACAACCUGUACCACUACUUCGACCGCAACGCCAACCUCACAGGGGAGACAACUGGCCAGGCAAACAAGAACCGUGAGGAAGAUGUGUGUCGCAGAUAUGCUGCCCUCAACCUCGCAGCACUGCAGUAUAGAUUUGGCCACAAAGAUGAGUCAAUGGCAGCCCUGAAUGAAGCGAUACGGAUGGCCCAGGAGACAAAUGAUCACAUCUGUCUGCAGCAUGCUCUGUCAUGGCUUCAUCGCUUGGGGGAGAAGGGCGUGAGCCAGGCCGCCAACCUCAUGGAGAGGUCCGUGUCCAAGAGUGGGGAACUCUCUCUGCCUUACCUGAUGUCUCUCGGAGUCCAGGCUCUGGCCAAACACAAUGCAUUCGCAAAUGCAAAACCUGCCAGUAUUUUUGAGUACCUGUUGAAGAGUGACAUCUUAAACUGCCAACACUCUGUGGCUGGGCUCAUGUGUGUCAGCUACUCCCAGAAGGCUGCUCUCUGGCACAUGUACGGCAAGCGGGAGAGCUCAUCAAUGUGCAGCCAGCUGGUGUUGAAUCUGGACACAUCUGAGAGCGGGGUGUUCCACAACGGAGAGUCCCUGUGUAUAGCACUGUGUAACCUAGCUCAACAGAUGGCUGACAAGGGUCUGUACACUGCUGCUUUAGACGUAGUGGGUAACGCCAAGCAGCGUUUCCCGAGCCACACACAGCAUGCACACAUCUGGAUGGGCUGUGAACAAAUGGUACUGUUUGAUCGAGCCAUCCUCAACCAUCGCCACAAAGCUGCAGAACAAGCUGUGUUGAACUUACGAGCAGUCAACCAGAAUGAAGCUAAUCUAAGGAAUGCAAUCUUGUUGAAAGAGCAAGGGGAGGUAACUGCAGCAUUUACUCAACUCCACACGCUGCUGGCGUCCAAGGCAGAUCAGUGUGAGGAGCCUACACCAGACUUUCCUUGCAGGGUUCUGUUGGCUCUCUCUGAUCUGUACAUUCAGACUGGAAGUCACACCACAGCCUUGACUCAUGUUACUGACUGCAUCACUCGGGCCAAACAACAUCAUCUACAGUACCUGGUUGCUAUAGCAACAGUACACCUGUCAUAUAUACAGUUUCACAUGAAACUUCCGAAGCAAGCCCUGAGCCUACUGGAGGUCAACAUGCUGACGGUGCUGACCAAUGGCAGCUGUCUGGACCAGGCCAAGACGCUGUACGUCUAUGCCAAGUGUCGGGUUGCGGCUGCAGCUAAGGACGGGGAGGGGCCCCGGAAGGCAGCAUUGUUGUCUGGCGUGGACCUGAUGAACAAGGUGGUUGCCCUGUACCAGGUCAUGGAGGCCCAGCACCGCAUGAAGGAUGCCCUGUACUACCAGGCCAGGCUGUACAACGACCUGGGAUACCACUCAGAGAGGAACAAGUGUGCCCAUCGAUUCAAACAGCUGGACCAGCAGUUCCCAACUCUCUCACGGAUCACAGUGCUUGGACUGGGAUAAGAUGCCAGGAACUUGUUCCAGCCAUAAUCUGUACUGUUCCUUCAUGUUCGCAGGGUGUGACAUGAAAUCACUGUAUGGUGUACAGGACUUCGAGAACAUUGGCUAAUCAUGCUUUUACACCAUUCUGAGUUUUCUUUAGGGAAAAUAAUACAGAAAUGAUAUCAACCAUGGUUUAAGUCUGAAAUUUGUUGAUAAGAAGGUAUGAAUUCUGAUAUAGCGGAACAAGAAUGAAUGAAUGAGUUUGGUUUUACGCUGCUUUUAGAAAAGUUCCAGCAAUAUCAUGGCAGGGGACACCAGAAAUGGGCUUCACACUUUUUACCCAUGUGGGGAAUGGAACCCAGGCCUUCGGCGUGACGAGUGAACUAGGCUACUCCACCGCCCCCUUGGAACAAGAGGUCUCAAGCCACAUUCAGGGUGGUGGGGUAGCCUAGAGGUAAAAGUGUUCGGUCGUCACGCUGGGCUUGAUUCCCCACAUGGGUACUAUGUGUGAAGUCCAUUUCUGGUGUCCCCUGCUAUGAUAUUGCUGGAAUAUUGCUAAAAGCGGCGUAAAACCAUACUCACUCAAGCCACUUUUGGUGAAUUCAUUUGUUGCACUCUUCAAAGAUGUCUCCUUGGAUAUCGUGACCAAGGAAAUGAUAAACUCACUGUCCUUGUUGUCGUGCUGUGAACAAUAAAUACACAUGACAAAGAA
Haliotis rubra (blacklip abalone) is the source of this 3740-nucleotide messenger RNA. Its product is annotated as anaphase-promoting complex subunit 5-like. The transcript is spliced from 16 exons. The coding region runs from base 1055 to 3049 and encodes 664 amino acids. Gene Ontology annotation, cellular component: anaphase-promoting complex. Gene Ontology annotation, biological process: protein K11-linked ubiquitination; anaphase-promoting complex-dependent catabolic process; positive regulation of mitotic metaphase/anaphase transition. The record is from RefSeq and is a predicted model, not a curated record. Lineage: Eukaryota; Metazoa; Mollusca; Gastropoda; Lepetellida; Haliotidae.